Molecule: messenger RNA, 4157 nt
Organism: Uranotaenia lowii
Lineage: Eukaryota; Metazoa; Arthropoda; Insecta; Diptera; Culicidae
Gene: Hsl
Product: hormone-sensitive lipase
Exons: 6
Coding region: 400-3021 (873 amino acids)
Biological process (GO): triglyceride catabolic process; cholesterol metabolic process
Cellular component (GO): cytosol
Molecular function (GO): triacylglycerol lipase activity; sterol ester esterase activity
Source: RefSeq, a predicted model, not a curated record
CGACCUAGCGUAUGGAUCGUCUUGUCACUUGCCUCGUAUCACUUGCCUUAUCGUAUUGUGAUAUAGAGCCGUAUUUUCAUUCUUAGAAAGUUUGCUUCCUCUGGCCUUCAAUGUUAAGUCAAGUGUGGAAGCGCGAUUUGGUUGGAAAUUUACUACUAAAAAGCGUCUGUAAAAUUGAUUGUGGCGUGUUUGUUUGCUCGCAGCAUAGCUCUCUGGAUGAAUCAAUGAACAAAGUUCAAUUGGCUAAGCAAUCAUACGCGGAAUUCGGUGAUAAGGUGAAAAGUUGUAUAAUUCAAUUGUAACCUUCUUAUCACUAGAAACAUACAGAGAGCUGAGGUGGCAGAAUUGCUUCUGAAAAGUAGACUCUGUUAGUCAGAUUUUCGCUAUUACGGAGCUAAGAUGUCGAAGCAGCGGGAGAAAAGUGCGAUCGAUAAUGUUAACGAUGGAGGAUCGAAGGAAAGAUUGGAUGGUGGAGCACUCGCGACCUCAUCGGGAAAUCAGCAGGAAGGAGUCAGUGACACUGAUAAGGCGGCCGUGGAUGAGAAUUACUUAUUUGAAACGUUAAUUGAAUUGUGCAGAAAUAACAUAAAAUAUUUCGAAAAUGACGAUUCGGAAAGUGGCCCCAGGAUCCAUGGAGCGUUCGUGGGGAUCAUUGAUCACGUUGAGACGGCAAAGCCACUUGUGAAGGAAGUUAGUUCGUUUGUACACGAGUAUGACUUUAGCAAGGAUGUUCCCGGAAAUGGAUUCCGCAGUUUUCUUUAUGUGAUGGAAUGUUGCCUGAAGACGACGCUGAAAUUGGCCAGAUAUGUAAUGGAAAAUCGAGGCACAAUGCUGUUUAGAAAAUCGCUUUACGCAAAAGAAGUUGAGGCAUAUAAUCAUCUGAUGGCAAGUCUCUGUACAUGCUUGAAGCAUUGCCAUACACUCCGCCAAUGGACAAAACCGGGCCAGCUGUUUCCGGAUUCACGCACCGUUGAAGAACUGCUCGGAAAAGCGGAUACCAUUAAUCAAUUCUGUUUCUAUGGGCGCUGCCUCGGGUUUCAAUUUUGUGAGUCAAUGAAACCACUUCUCAAAUUCAUUUCCAUCGGAAUGGCCGGCUUUUCGGAGGGAUACUAUUCGGAGGGUGGCAAAAUUUCCAAAGCCACCAGUUUGAUGUACACUAGUACCAAAUAUAUGAUAGAUCCUGAACUUCGAGCCCGUAGAAUUGUCAACAUCUCGCAGAACUCCAAUAUAGACUUUUGCAAAUCUUUCUGGUUCCUAGCAGAAUCUCAGCUGAUGCACUCUCUUCCGUCCUUUGUUGGAUUCAAAGUUAAGGUUAGCCGUGUUAUAACCAUUCCUCCGGAGCCAAUUCAACUGAAAGCGGAAAAAUCAAACACUAUGAUCAACAUUCCAGUGCCCCAAAGCCACGGUGGACCGGGUCCAAUAAAGGCAAGGCUUAUUAGUGCCGUCAAAAGGAAAGGAAUGAUCGGCGAUAGAGUAAACCCUCGAAGUACAAUCCAUCCUCCUUCGUCGGGACUUCUGUUCCAUUGCCAUGGUGGUGGAUUUGUAGCACAAAGUUCAAAAUCUCACGAAAGCUACUUACGUGAAUGGGCCAUUUCCCUAAACGUCCCGAUACUGUCCAUUGACUACAGCCUUGCACCGGAAGCCCCUUUCCCAAGAGCUCUGGAGGAAGUUUUCUACGCAUAUUGUUGGGCCCUAAAAAAUUGCGAACUUCUCGGUACCACAGCUGAGAAAGUUAUCUUUGCUGGAGAUUCAGCUGGAGCCAAUUUGAACCUGGGCUGCGCUAUGAAAUGUAUCGAAACCGGGGUUCGCAGACCAGAUGGAAUAUUUCUGGCUUAUUGUCCGGUUCUGAUCAGUUUCGUUCCGAGUCCGGCACGAAUGCUCUGCCUAAUGGACCCUUUGCUGCCGUUCGGUUUCAUGAUGCGCUGUUUGAAGGCCUACGCUUGCCCUAGCAAGGAAGUCCUGGAGAUGAAUCGCAAACGCUACGAAGAACGACAAUCGAUCGUCAAUGCGGGUUUGGUUCAAAGCACCGUUGAUACCAAUGGAAACAAAAAGGAAGACGAUGAUGGUUCUAAUCAGUCCGAUUCACCGGAAAAUUCAGCGUGGGACCAACAAAACAGCAUGAAUACAGUUCCGUUAACCAACCAGCAUCUAAGUCCAAUUAGUGACACCGUCAGUGACACGUUGGCGCUGAAGAGUCAAACCGUUGGAAAUACUAUCGAUCUUAUGAGUCCAGAUGAAGAUACAAUCACAUCGUUGGAGGAAGAUUCUCAACCCAUAACAUUGCACCAGAUUAAUCUGAAAACUGAGCAAAGUCAGGUGACUGUGGUCGAUGAUCUGGAUAUGGAUUUACCCAGUGAUAUGAGUUCGGAGCAGAUCACCAACAAACAUGUUUCGGAGUUUAUAGAAAGAUACGUACUGGACACAACUACUAACGCCGAAGGCGAACUGGAACCUAUCCUACGACCGGUUUCGAGUGCUUCAGAGGACAAUGUGGUCCUCGACAUCGGUCGAGAGACUCUGAGUGUUCAAAAUCUUCAGGAAAAAGUGUCCAACGUUGCUAGCAAUCUGGUCAAUCGGGUUUCGUCGACGUUCAGCGCCAUCACUACAUCGAAGCCCAUCUCGAGCAGCGGGUCGCAGAGUGAAUUCCAGAGCAACCUGGAGGCGUUGAUUGCCCGGAGUCCAUCGGACGAGUGCAUCUUCGAUGUGCCGAAGGAUUCGCACCUGUCCCCGUACUGGGCCACCGAUGCGGUACUCAGCCAGUUUCCACCGACGAAAAUUUUGACAGUGGUGCUCGAUCCCUGCCUCGACGAUUGCGUGAUGUUUGCGAAACGGCUGAAGAAUUUGAACAACCCCGUUACGCUAGACAUUCUGCCAGGUCUUCCACAUGGAUUCCUCAACUUUGCAUCUAUAUCCAAAGAAGCGCACGAGGGAUCCAAGCUGUGCGUGCGCCGGAUUGCGGAAAUGUUCGAACUGCAGCUUCCGGCCGACGAGGGCGACCAGGCGGAGAAAAAAUGCUGUUAGCACCUGCGUCACUGCCUGGCCGGAUCAAAGCAGUUGUUUCGCAAAGGUAGUGAACAGAUAGUCCAUCUGUAGGAUACAUACACAAUUACACAACUAGUUCUCUGGCUCCACUCGUUUGUUGGUUUUGAAGCUUAUAAAAUCACAUCAGAACUCGAAAAUUUUUAGAACUUUUUUUACUUUUUGAAGCAUUAAAUUUUUGUGCAGUGAUAUUUCAUCAACUUGGACGCCUUUUGAAACCUUUAAGCUGAAAAUAAAUCAAAAAAUUGUUUAAUUUUUGCAGUCCAGCGCUUUUCACAACCAAGUAGCUUUACGAUAAAACCGGGAAAUCAAAUUUCCAACACUAGGAUCAGAUAUUGACGCCUUGGAUGAUGAGGGUCCAGCAUAGUUUGCCGAAAAGCUUUGAUAAUACAAGAAGACAUGAUUGUUAUACAAUAAUUUAGGGAAAAAGCACGCGUUUAUAGCUUUUAUAAAUACUAGUUUAUUGUGCGUAUUCAUUAAAGCGGAAGAGAUACUCCAGCACUAUGACAUAUAGAACAAAAGCUUUACGAAAGCAAUCUCAAAUCAAUUCAUACAAAUAUAACAAAAAUAAAACAAUCCGAAAAGUCAAUCUGUUAAAUUCAAACAAACCACAAAUUCGGAUGAUUAUGGUUUGCUCAAAAUAAAAAAAAAAGAUUACUGAAGCCAAAAAAUACUAUACCCGAUAUUAUGUAUUUGCUUUAUCAGUGUGAUACUUUUACAUGGAAAAGGUGCAAUUUGAUGUCUAUUUUGUAUACAAAUAAUAAAAAAUGUUUAUUUACAGUUCAACCAACUAAUGAGUAACAAACUACCAAAGGUAAAGGAUAUUUUUAUUUGUUUUUUAUUAUUCUACUGAUUGAAACAGAAGAGGCAAUGUUUAUCUAUACUAUAACAUAAUCACACUAUUAUAGGUUUAGGGCAUUAAAAUGCCACAUUGUUACUUAAGUAUUUACACGCGAAUGAAACUGGGUGUACCCUUUGUAAAACAAAUAAUAAAUUAUGAAGAUUAUAAUUCGUGUCAAAUAUUGAGGCAGCUCGGAAGGAAAAUUGGAAUGGGCGGAAUGCUGAACAUGUUCCACUGACUCAUAAAUGUCGAAUUCAAUAAAACUAAGAUAUAAAGA